AUGUCGCCAUCGCCUCAUAUCGCCGUCUCUUCAUGUCACUGUCCCCUCGCAUCGUUGUCUCCUCGGCAGAGCCGCGUGUACGGCCGCGACCGCGUCAAGUUCAUGGAGAGCCUGGUGGUCGGUGACAUCGCGGAGCUCAAGCCAGACCAGGGCACCCUGACACUGCUGACCAACGAGAAGGGCGGCAUCGUGGAUGACCUCAUCGUGACAAACACUUCAGAAGAUCACCUGUACGUGGUGUCCAACGCGGGCUGUGCUGACAAGGACUUGGCCAUCAUGAAGGACAGAGUGAAGGAGCUGCAGGCAGUUGGCAGCGAUGUGCACCUGGAAGUCUUGGACAACGCUCUGCUGGCUCUGCAAGGUCCCUCCAUGGCACGGGUGUUGCAAGCAGGACUUUCCAAUGACCUAGGCAAAUUGUCCUUCAUGAACAGCGCAAUAAUGACAGUCUUUGGCGUGCCAGGCUGCCGAGUCACACGCUGCGGCUACACGGGCGAGGAUGGUGUGGAGAUCUCGGUACCUGCAGGGCGGGUUGUGGAGCUAGCGGAGCGGCUGCUCGGUGACCCUGAAGUGUGGCUGGCCGGGCUCGCGGCCAGGGACAGCCUGCGGUUGGAGGCAGGGCUCUGCCUCUACGGGAAUGACAUUGAUGAGACGACCACGCCUGUGGAGGCCAGUUUGGUGUGGACCUUGGGGAAGCGCCGGCGUAUGGCCAUGGACUUCCCUGGCGCUGCCGUGAUCAUGGCACAGAUCAAGGAGAAGCCGAAGCGCAAGCGCGUGGGGCUGACCUCUGUGGGGCCCCCCGUGCGGCCGCACACAGCCAUUCUGGGACCCGAGGGCAGGCCCGUCGGCCUUGGAGUGCUCAGCCCCAUCACGGCUAUGAGCGGGGAGCCCUCCACCAUCGACCCCAGGUUCUUCCUCACGGAGCGUGACGAGGGCCAGAACCGGGCUGUGGCGUCGCAGCGGCGCCUCGCGGAGCUCAACUCGCGCGUGGUGGUGACAGCGCACAGCGGGGAGCUGUCGGAGAGCUUCCUCGCCUCCUUCCAGGUUGUGGUACUCACGGACUCCCCGCUGGAGGAACAACUCCGCAUCGGUGACUUGUGCCAUGCCCGGGGCAUCUGCUUCAUCGUGGCCGAUGUGAAGGGGCUGGCAGGGCAGCUAUUUUGCGAUUUUGGGGAGCACUUUGUUGUUCAUGACCCAGCCGACACUGAACCGGUUUGUGCCGUCGUGCAGUACGUCUCCCAGGGCAACCCAGGAAUCGUGACGUGUGUGGCAGAAGACGGCCGUGGCCACCUUUUCCGUGAUGGCGACAUGGUGACUUUCUCAGGCCUGGAGGGCAUGACGGAGCUGAACGGCCGGCAGCCCUGCCCUGUCCAUGUGCUGGAUGACUUUCACCUGGAGGUUGGUGACACAAGCUCCUUCUCGCCAUACCGCUGUGGGGGCCAAGUGAAGCAGGUUCAUCUGCCCCAAGAGCAUUCGUAUAAGUCCCUGCGCGAAGCCCUGGCGGAACCGAAGCUUCAAGUGUCGACUCCCCAAGAGCUGCCACGCAGGCGCAGCCUGCACGUGGCUUUCCAGGCCCUGCACGCCUUCCGCGAGCAGCACGGGCGCCUCCCGCGGCCCCGGGCGCCGGAGGAUGCCCAGCGGGUGCUGGAGCUGGCCCGGAGGCUGGCCGAGCAGCACAGGCCCCUGGACGAGGCCCUGGUGCAAGCCUUCGCCAGCGUCAGUGCGGGGGACCUUUGUCCCAUGGCGGCCUUCGUCGGGGGCCUGGCAGCCCAGGAGGCCCUGAAGGCCGCCUCUGGGAAAUUCCUGCCGUUGGAUCAGUGGCUCUACUGCGAUGCCUUGGAGUGCCUGGCCAUGGAGGGGGCUGCGCGGCUGACGGAGGAGGACUGCGCCCCGAGGGGCUCUCGCUACGAUGGCCAGAUUGCUGUGUUCGGGGCUGACUUCCAGGAGAGACUGGGCCGCCAGAAAUACUUUGUGGUGGGAGCUGGUGCCAUCGGCUGCGAACUGCUGAAAAACUUUGCCAUGAUGGGCUUGGCCGCGGGGGCAGGCGGGGACAUCACGGUGACCGACACGGACACCAUCGCGCGCUCCAACCUCCACCGGCAGUUCCUCUUCCGCUCGACAGAUAUAUCGAAGCCAAAGGCAGAGGUAGCAGCUGCAGCUGUGAGGCUCAUGAACCCUGACAUCAAGGUGACGGCGCACCAGAACCAGGUGGGACCUGCCACGGAGCUCAUCUAUGGGGCUGACUUUUUCAAGCAGCUAGAUGGCGUUGCCAGCGCCCUGGACAACCUGGAGACCCGUACCUACCUGGAGAGCCGCUGCUGCCGCUCCCUCAGGCCACUGGUGGAUUCAGGCACAGAGGGCACACAGGGGAACGUGCUCGUCAUGGUGCCCCACCUGACCAGGCUGCUGGGACCUGCCAGUGACCCCGUGGACCCGACCUUCCCCCUCUGCACCCUGCGACACUUCCCCUGGACCACUGAGCACACGCUGCAGUGGGCACGAGACAAGUUUGAGGGGCUCUUCAGGCUCUCUGCAGAGAAUGUCAACCGGUUCCUGGCAGACCCGGCCUUCCUGGAGCACCUGGAGGCACCAGAGGCGCUGGAGGUCCUGCAGCGAGUGCGGAAGAGCUUGCAGGAGAGGCCGCGGGACGGGCAGGACUGUGUGCGCUGGGCCCGCCGGCGCUGGCAGAGCUGCUACCAUGACACCAUCUCCCAGCUGUUGCUCACCGUCCCCCCGGACCACGAAACCAGCCCUGGCAUUGCCUUCUGGUCGGGGAACAGGAGGUGUCCCCAUGAGCUGACAUUUAACCCUGAUGAUGACUCCCACGUGGCUUAUAUCAUGGCUGCUGCCCGCCUCUUUGCUCAGACGCACAAGGUUUUGGCUCACGGUGACAGCGCGGCUGCGCAGGAGAUCCUGCACAACAUGGUCCUGCCGCCCUUCACACCUCAGGAGGGACUUCACAUCAACAUCACGGAGGAGCCGGAGGAGGCCCAUGCUGGGACAAGAAUAACCCCCUGGGGCCCCUUUGUGCCUCCAGACCAAGGGCAGCUGGCAGAGCUCACUCGGGAGCUGGCACAGUGGCGACAGGAGCUGCUGGAGACUGAGGAGACACAAAUACCCAUCAUGGAGCCCAUCCACUUCGAGAAGGAUGACAACUUGCACAUAGACUUUGUCACAGCCGCGUCCAACCUGCGCGCAGAGAACUACGGCAUCCCCCGUGCCGACUGGCUCACGAGCAAGCGCCUCGUGGGACGAAUCGUGCCCGCCAUUGCCACCACCACCAUGGCCGUGGCCGGCCUGGCUUGCCUGGAGAUCUACAAGCUCGUGUGGGGCUGCCAGGACCUCAGCUGCUACCGUAGGAGCAACCUCUUUCUCUCCAGCUCCCUGCUGCUCCGCGCCCAGCCCCUGCCACCCUCCACCUACAAGUACGGCCAGAGGGAGUGGAACUGCUGGGACCGGCUUGAGGUGCAGGCGGUCGGCGCUGAUGGGCAGGAGCUGACGGUGCAGGAGCUCCUGGAGCGGCUGGAGGCUGUCGGAGAGCCUGGAGGCGGCCGGCAAGCCAAGGCCCCGGGAGCUGGAGCUGCAUUACGUGUGUGAGGGAGAGGAGGAGCAGGACGAUGACAGCUGCCCCCCACUCCUCUGCUACAUGCCUUG
Tinamus guttatus (white-throated tinamou) is the source of this 3651-nucleotide messenger RNA. The record is from RefSeq and is a predicted model, not a curated record. Lineage: Eukaryota; Metazoa; Chordata; Aves; Tinamiformes; Tinamidae.